GGGGGAAGAAAAAAAAGGGGAUAAGUCAUCGAGCCAGCCAGCCAGCCAAAGGAGAAGUGGGCGACACAAGGAGAGGAGGGAACCGACAGCAAGUGAGAGUUUUAACAGUGCGUGAGACUGAACAGAAGCUACGGGACAUGAGGUGAAAAUGGCUCAGCGUCUGCGUUUGUACUUUGGAUCUGGCCGCAGCAACACGGCCCCGGAGAUGCUGGAAACGGACUCUGAGGAUCAGCGAGGAGAGGGCGAAGCGGAGAGGGGGCACUACGUUGGGCCUCCUCCGUUACCCAGGCCUCCUCAGGAGUCGGCAGCGCAACACAUCCCGUCUGGAGCUUUUGGCUUGCGCUCGGAGCCUUCACUCAAAAGGAGCUCCUCCAUGUUCAUACCACAGCUGACCCCCUACCCGGAGCCUCGACCCACCAGGAGCUCGUCUGUGCAGAUCUCCCUCCAGCGCUCCAACGGAUCGCUUAACAGAGAUUCUAGUGGCCUUGCUGAUGAUGUUCCACCGCCUUGUUAUACUCCACCUGGACCUGCGCCUGCAUAUCCUGAACCACAGGUUCAGGAAGACUUUCCACGGCAGCCGCCUCCUCCAUACUACUGUCCCGAUUCUUUAAGCUCCCAGUCGUUGCUGAAUGAACCAAACCUUCCCAAACGCAGAGUUUUUAGCAUUGGCCCCAGUGGCUAUACUACAUUUAGUGGAGGUCAACCCGGUUUUAGUGUUGGUACCAUUUCUAUCCAGAGGAGUUCUCCUGAGAUGUUUGAUGUUCAGCAUUUCAGGAUUCUUCCUUAUGGUCGAGAUGGCCAGCAACAGGGUCGAGAGUCAUGCCCUGGUGUUAACGGUGCAACGCAGAGACUAGUUUUCCAGCUACAGCAAAACCAGGAUCAGACCCAGGAUAGUCUGCAGGCUGCGGCGUCCCAGGAGGGCUUCGGCCGAGACAGCCCGAGAGGUAUCCGCGCGGUGCGUUACCCCAGAAUUCGACUGCACAGGAGCUCCUCUCACCCGAGGCUGCUGCUGGAAAAUAAACAUCAGAAAAACGGGGCAGAUUUCCAGACCAUAGAGGAGAAUCAGACUGAUGUGGAAGUGGAAGCAAAAGAUGGAUCAAAAUGUUGUACUUUCAAAAUCAGUGGGGAAAAUCCCAGAAGGCAGCCGCAUUUCAAGAUAUUCUUUACCCAGAGUGGAGGCGGAGAUCAGGAUGUGAGUCUUGGCAAGAAAUUUACAACAAAUGAUCCCAAGACAAGAGAUGACUUCCUCGGACAGGUCGACGUUCCUCUCAACCAUCUGCCGACUGAGGACCCUGCGAUGGAGCGUCCUUACACAUUCAAAGACUUCCUGCUUCGGCCAAGAAGCUCAUGUCGUUGUUCCAGUCACAAGUCCAGGGUGAAGGGUUACCUGCGACUGAAGAUGGCCUAUUUGCCCAAACAAGGAGGACAAGAGGAGGAGGCUGGAGAGAUGAGGGAAGAGGCUGAGGUUUGGGAUGAGUCGGCAGAUUCAGGCUCCCAGCGGCCCCAGCAGCUGCUGCCUCCUUUGCCUCCGGGCUGGGAAGAAAAGGUGGACAACCUGGGACGUACGUACUAUGUGAACCACAACAACCGCAGCACACAGUGGAAACGGCCUUCCAACGUGGAUGUGAUCUCAGAAAUUGAGAGCGACAAUCAGCAGCGGCAAAUAAAUCAGGAGGCACACCGCGUUUUCCGUGCGCGGCGCCACAUCAGCGAAGACCUAGAGAACGAGCGCCUGGACUCCAGGGACAUCGACAAUUCCUGGGAGCUCAUCACCGAAGAGGAUCCCAACGACAGCUUCGACCUGCCACUGCCCGCCGCCUCUUCCGUUUUGACCCCACAACAGUCGCCGACGCCUGCCGCUGCUCAGGAGUUCUCUGAAGAUUUAAAUCUCAGGCUGUCGAUCGCCCCCGAAACGAACGGUGAACUGCCAGGGCCCAGCUCCUCUCUGAACCAGCUGUCAAACAGACUCCGGUCUUCAAGUAUGACAGAUGGUGUCAGUGAUCAGGCCCAAGCCCCUCCUCUAACGCAGGGUCCCCAGACCAGAAGAACAAGAGCUCAAACAGUCUCAGGUGGUGAGGAGCCCAUGUCCCCCUCGGCAGCUUCCUACGCCUUGACCACCCCCGGUCUGCCCGCUGGAUGGGAGGAGAGGAAAGACGGCAAGGGAAGAACUUAUUACGUCAAUCAUAACAACCGCACCACUACUUGGACUAGGCCAAUUGUGCAGCUGACUGAAGACGGAGCCAGCACCUCAGCAGCAGCAGCAGUAGCAUCUGGGGCAGCCUCGGCCCUGGUACCCGCUUCCACCCCUUCCUCCUCCUCUUCCAAUGCUUCCAACCACCACCUCCAUGAGCCUCAAGUCCGACGACCUCGUAGCCUCAGCUCUCCCACUGUCACCCUUUCCACCCCUUUGGAGGGUGCCAACAACAUCCAGGUGCGGAGGGCAGUAAAAGACACCCUCUCCAAUCCGCAGUCUCCCCAGCUGUCCCCUUACAGCUCCCCGAAAUCCCAGCACAAGACCCAGCAGAGCUUUUUGCCCCCGGGCUGGGAGAUGAGGAUAGCCCCGAACGGACGGCCAUUUUUCAUCGACCACAACAGCAGAACCACCACCUGGGAGGAUCCCAGGUUAAAGUAUCCUGUCCAUAUGAGGAAUAAGAACUCAAUGGAGCCUGGUGAACUUGGUCCUCUCCCUAACCUACCAGAGGAGCCGGGAUGGGAGGAAAGGGUUCACACAGACGGACGCACUUUCUACAUUGACCACAAUACAAAGACCACUCAGUGGGAGGACCCCCGUUUACAGAGUCCAGCUAUCACAGGGCCCGCUGUUCCCUACUCCAGAGAGUUCAAGCAGAAGUAUGACUACUUCAGGAAGAAAUUAAAGAAACCGGCUGAUAUCCCCAACCGGUUUGAGAUGAAGCUACACAGGAACAACAUCUUUGAGGAGUCCUACCGUCGAAUCAUGUCCCUGAAGAGGCCAGAUGUUCUAAAAGCGCGGUUAUGGAUCGAGUUUGAAUCGGAGAAAGGAUUGGACUACGGCGGCGUCGCCAGAGAGUGGUUCUUCCUCCUGUCUAAGGAGAUGUUCAAUCCCUACUACGGCCUGUUCGAGUACUCCGCCACGGACAACUAUACUCUCCAAAUUAACCCCAACUCUGGUCUCUGCAAUGAGGAUCACCUGUCCUAUUUCAAGUUCAUCGGGCGUGUGGCAGGAAUGGCCGUGUUUCAUGGGAAACUGCUGGAUGGUUUCUUCAUCCGGCCGUUUUAUAAGAUGAUGCUGGGAAAACAGAUUUCGCUCAAAGACAUGGAGUCUGUGGACAGUGAAUACUACAACUCCCUGAAGUGGAUUCUGGAAAACGAUCCCACAGAGCUUGACCUGAGGUUUUGCAUCGACGAGGACAACUUUGGACAGACAUAUCAGGUGGACCUGAAGCCCAGCGGCUCCGACAUGGUGGUCACCAACGAGAACAAGAAGGAAUACAUUGACUUGGUCAUCCAGUGGAGGUUUGUCAACCGGGUCCAGAAGCAGAUGAACGCCUUCUUGGAGGGAUUCACUGAGCUCAUUCCAAUAGAUCUGAUCAAGAUCUUUGAUGAAAAUGAACUUGAGCUGCUCAUGUGCGGCCUCGGCGACGUCGACGUUAAUGACUGGAGGCAGCACACGGUUUACAAGAACGGCUACUGUCCCAACCAUCCGGUGAUACAGUGGUUCUGGAAGGUCGUCCUGCUGAUGGACGCGGAGAAGAGGAUCCGACUCCUCCAGUUUGUUACGGGAACGUCACGAGUCCCGAUGAAUGGCUUUGCCGAACUUUAUGGUUCUAACGGCCCUCAGCUGUUUACCAUUGAGCAGUGGGGAACACCAGAUAAGUUACCAAGAGCUCAUACAUGUUUUAACCGCUUGGAUCUGCCCAGCUACGAAUCCUUCGAGGACCUGAGAGAGAAACUCCUCAUGGCGGUGGAGAACGCUCAAGGCUUCGAGGGAGUCGAUUAAAGCGCCUCCCCGACCUCCUCCCCCCCCCCCACACACACCCUUCUGACUGAAUCCAAAAUCGACGACGACAGCAAGAAAAACAAAAAAAAAAAUGUUAAUCCACAGGGACAUGAAACCAGCUGCUGUAGCAGUUUUUGUGCAAGCAUGUUGUACUGUAAUGCCUGACUGUGAGCCGCCUCCACUGCGCGGCGGUUUAGCGACUGUACAGCGACUCGCCGAGCCAAUAUGCCUACGUGUUUCUAUCUUUUCAGUGCGGGAGGGCUCACUCCUUCAAGGUGGUGGGGAAGACAGAAGGUAGCUGUGCACUGCCUCAGUUCUGAAAUGUCUUAUCUGCAAGCAGACGUAACCAGAGCUGGAAACCCCCCCCCCGAUCCGCUAUUUCGUCCCCUCAUACACCACCCUGCGAAAAUCUGCAGCGUUGGGGGGGGGAAAAAAUGUCGAUGCAUUUCAAUGGGGUCCCACUGUAGCACGGUGUUUGAGACCCUUUCGGGUGGAGAGCUCUUAGCAUGGCCUGAACUCGCCUCCUUCGUGCACUAUUUCUCCUAAGACGCUGCAGAGGCACUAUGACCUUAGAUCUUUUUCCAGUCUAUAACCCAACACCAGGUUACCUUAGGAAUGCUAGCCAAUCACAUUUCAGGAAAUCCGACACACCCCUCCGUAGAGCUUUGUCUGGGUCACGUGAUCAGAUAGCGCUGCUGCAGCCUUUAUAAAAUAAAACAUUCUCAUUGUUUAAGCCACUAAUAAAGAUUCAAUGGGGUGGGACAUAACUACCCCCCCCCCCCCCCCUCCCCGACAUGAUUUCCAACCCCCCCUCUUUUUGAUAUAUAGAUAAUUUUGUGGUCAUGCAACAGAAUUUCUGUUAUUAAUCGUUUGUAUAACUCUGGCAGGACAACAUGUUAUGUAUUUGUACUGAUGGACAAUGUUCUUUACUAUUUCAAUGACGGCGUUUGACAUGACGUCUGAAGUCGAGGUCUGGUUGGUCUGGGACGAGAAGAAUCCAUAUCAUUUGUUACGGUGAUAGCAAAUGUGUUUGAAAACAAUGUUUUUACUGUAGUGCUUCAAAAGCAGCAUGAAACCGUGCGUUGUGUUUGCUUUUUUGACUACAUACUAACUUGGAAGUGUAAUCGCUCUUGAGGUCAUGAAGGGAAAAGUCAAAUUGUGGCAAGUUUCUGUGAUUACCUUAAUGCUCCGUAUGCCUGUUGCUGUUCAUAAUGCUGUAAAAUCGUUCUUUUUCUCUUCUUUUUUUUUUUUGGGGGGGGGGCAUUUUAAGUUCUGAGAUAUGAAUAUAUGUAUUACAUUUAACAGAAGUAUUACUGAUCAACACUAAAAUGAAGCCGUGCGUGAGUGAAUGUUGGAGUGAAAAGCUGUGAUUACCGCUGAAUAUAAAGCAGCAUGUUUCUUACAAAGAAAAACUGAUGUUUCUCUUUUUCUUUUCCUUUCUUUCGUCUCCUGUUUUUCUAACACAACUGAACCUAAAGGGCACUUUAUAGAUAACUCUGAGGUCAUGUCGCCUGAUGUCUGUCUUUUCAUUUUACUUGAAUGUGGUUCUUUUUUUCGUCUUUCCUUUCGGAGCACUUCCUGGUGCAAUAUGAAUAAUCUGUAAAAAAUAAAAAAUAAAAAUCUGGGCUGCUGCUACGAUAGAAACGGAUAGAAAAACAGACACUUCCUACUCUUAAGUUCAUAUCCUGUUUGGAGCUGUUUCUGGCUAUUUUCCUCGUAUGUUUCUUACCUUGGUGAUCUCGCAGUUCUUCUGACUGACCUGUUUGUUUGUUUGUUUUUUUAAAUCAGGUUUUCAUUUUUUAAUGGAUACUGAAAAAUAUAAUUUUUGUUAAUGAUUCCACUACUUUCUGCAACUCUUUGUGGUUCAUUUAACUUUAAAUAAAAAAAAAAGAUACUUCUUA
Molecule: messenger RNA, 5880 nt
Organism: Fundulus heteroclitus (mummichog)
Lineage: Eukaryota; Metazoa; Chordata; Actinopteri; Cyprinodontiformes; Fundulidae
Gene: nedd4l
Product: NEDD4 like E3 ubiquitin protein ligase
Exons: 28
Coding region: 149-3979 (1276 amino acids)
Biological process (GO): regulation of dendrite morphogenesis
Molecular function (GO): sodium channel inhibitor activity; ubiquitin-protein transferase activity; protein binding
Source: RefSeq, a predicted model, not a curated record